Dovyalis caffra is the source of this 411-nucleotide messenger RNA. Lineage: Eukaryota; Viridiplantae; Streptophyta; Magnoliopsida; Malpighiales; Salicaceae. The record is from the annotation of a GenBank genome assembly.
AUGAGUCAUCACAGCAUUAUGGCUGGUGGUGGUUUUGUUGCUAGUGAUGUUAAAAAUUAUCCAGAAAAGGUCACUUGGGAUGUGGUAAUUGCUUGUAUUCUUGGAGCCAUGGUGGCUAAUUUUUUGGAUAUGGCAUUGGUAUCUCCGGUAUUGGUUUUUCCAGUCAGUCUGUGCCAGUUACCUCUCAGAUAUGGCUCCAUCAAGAUACUGUGGUGCUUUCACCAAUGUGUUCCAGACUUCCAGUUAGCAAUCACAAUUGAAAUUUUGAUAGUUAAUGUUGUCAACUUCUUGACCCCUAAGAUUCCUGGAGGACUAGGAUGGCGUAUUGUUCAAGCUGCUCUUAUUGGAUGGAAAUUUGGAACAUCUGGAGAUGUGACUCAAUUGUCAGAUUGGUAUCCAAUGCAAGUAUAG